CCUCCCCGCCGGCGGCGGCUCCCGCUCGGGGAGCUCGGCUUUCCCCGUGCCACACGGGGAUCCGCCUGGCAGCCGCCGGGAGCCGCAGCCAAUGUGUUAGGACUUCAGGUGCUUUUUGGCACAAAGCUAGACUGCGACCUCCUACCAUAGCGCUUGGCGUCACCUGCUUUCCCGGCCCUGCCCCGGGGCCGAGGGAUUGCGUCCCGAACCAGGCUUGGGAACCGGCUGCCUCUCAAUUCAAAUAAGUAAAUGAAUUUAGAAAUUCAUUCUUUUCUAUUACAGAUGAACCUCUAGUCUUGCUUUGAAAAAGCCAUUUUGUGUAACUCUUGACUGAAUAAUUUCCUAAUACACCUGUUGGGAGGAUCACUGAUACAGUAUGCCAUUUGAGAGGUACUUUUUCUUGACCAAAUACUGGUGAUUAGAGAAGAGAGGUGUUUUGUUUUUGUUUUUUGUUUUUUUGUUUUUUUUUUCCUGAUCAUUAUGAACACUGGCUUUUCACCCCUGAAGUAAAAAUGUUGAAAACCGAGUCUUCAGGUGAACGAACCACUCUCAGAAGUGCCUCUCCUCACAGGAAUGCUUAUAGAACUGAGUUCCAGGCACUGAAAAGUACCUUUGACAAACCCAAGUCAGAUGGGGAACAAAAAACAAAAGAAGGUGAGGGCUCCCAGCAGAGCAGGGGGAGGAAAUAUGGCUCCAACGUCAACAGAAUUAAAAAUCUAUUCAUGCAGAUGGGUAUGGAACCCAAUGAAAAUGCUGCAGUCAUUGCCAAAACAAGGGGGAAAGGUGGACCUUCGUCUCCGCAGAGAAGAAUGAGGCCCAAAGAAUUUCUGGAAAAAACAGAUGGCUCAGUUGUUAAGUUGGAGUCCUCCGUUUCAGAACGAAUCAGUAGAUUUGACACAAUGUACGAUGGCCCUUCAUAUUCCAAGUUCACAGAAACUCGGAAGAUGUUUGAGAGAAGUGUGCAUGAAUCAGGACAAAACAACCGCUAUUCCCCAAAGAGAGAGAAACCUGGAGGGAGUGAACCUCAGGAUGAAUGGGGUGGCUCGAAGUCCAACAGAGGCAGUACCGAUUCCUUGGACAGCCUUAGCUCCCGGACAGAGGCUGUCUCCCCAACUGUGAGUCAACUGAGUGCAGUAUUUGAGAACACCGAUUCCCCCAGUGCCAUUGUUUCUGAGAAGGCAGAGAACAACGAGUACUCCGUGACUGGGCAUUAUCCCCUGAAUCUACCAUCUGUUACUGUUACAAAUCUUGACACUUUUGGUCACCUUAAGGAUUCUAAUUCUUGGGCUCCUCCAAGCAAACACGGUGAUGAUGCAGAGGAUGCUCAGAAGGGUCAUACAACUCCAGUGCCAGAAGUGGCUUUGAAAAGUACCUCUCUAGCCCCAGUGCCCAGUAAAGAGACACAGCAGAGCAAGGACACCGAGGACUCCACAUCUAACCAAGAGACUCCUGUCGGGAUUGACAGAGACAUUCCUGAAGAACCUUGUGCUGAAAAUAAGGCAAUGCCAGAGUCAGAAAUCCCUUCACCACAAAAUGAACCUUUAGAAGACGCCGAAGCUAAUUUAGUUGGGAGUGAGGCAGCAAUGCAUCAGAAGAAAGACCUUGCAGGUGGUGAUUUUACCUCUGCUGCUGCUUCUGGAUCCAGGUGUGGAAAGGAAGUACCUGAAGAUUCAGAUCAUUUUGAGAGUACCCAUGUUUACAUGCACAGUGACUAUAAUGUAUACAGGGUAAGAUCCAGGUAUAAUUCAGACUGGGGAGAGACAGGCACUGAGCAGGAUGAGCAGGAAGAGAGUGAUGAAAACAAUUAUUAUCAACCUGAUAUGGAAUACUCGGAAAUUGUUGGAUUGCCAGAAGAAGAAGACAUCCCAGCAAAUAGGAAAAUUAAGUUUAGUAGUGCUCCAAUUAAGGUUUUCAGCACAUACUCCAAUGAAGACUACGACAGGAGGAACGAUGAAGUGGACCCCGUGGCUGCUUCUGCCGAGUAUGAACUUGAAAAGCGUGUAGAAAAGCUGGAACUUUUCCCAGUGGAACUAGAGAAAGAUGAGGAUGGACUUGGUAUAAGCAUUAUUGGAAUGGGUGUUGGAGCAGAUGCCGGACUUGAAAAGCUGGGAAUAUUUGUCAAGACAGUAACAGAAGGUGGUGCUGCUCAGAGGGAUGGCAGAAUACAAGUCAAUGACCAGAUUGUGGAAGUGGAUGGAAUCAGCUUGGUGGGUGUCACACAGAAUUUUGCUGCAACAGUUCUCAGAAACACCAAGGGCAAUGUCAGAUUUGUUAUUGGGCGAGAAAAGCCAGGACAAGUGAGUGAGGUUGCCCAGUUGAUAAGCCAGACGCUGGAACAAGAAAGGCGCCAGAGAGAGCUGCUCGAGCAGCACUACGCCCAGUAUGACGCCGACGAUGAUGAGAGCACUGUGGCUGAAUUGCAAGGAGUGUCUGGCAACAGCAAUAACAAUAACAACUAUUUCCUUAAGACAGGAGAAUAUGCCACAGAUGAAGAGGAGGAUGAAGUAGGACCUGUUCUUCCUGGCGGUGACAUGGCCAUUGAAGUCUUUGAGCUGCCUGAAAAUGAGGACGUGUUUUCCCCAUCAGACCUGGACACAAGCAAGCUCAGUCACAAGUUCAAAGAGUUGCAAAUCAAACAUGCAGUUACAGAAGCAGAGAUUCAAAAAUUGAAGACCAAGCUGCAAGCAGCAGAAAAUGAGAAAGUGAGGUGGGAGCUAGAAAAAACCCAACUCCAACAGAACAUAGAAGAGAAUAAAGAGAGAAUGCUGAAGUUGGAGAGCUACUGGAUUGAGGCUCAGACCUUAUGCCACACAGUGAACGAGCACCUCAAGGAGACUCAGAGCCAGUAUCAGGCCUUGGAGAAGAAAUACAACAAAGCAAAGAAAUUGAUCAAGGAUUUUCAACAAAAAGAACUUGAUUUCAUCAAGAGACAGGAAGCAGAAAGAAAGAAAAUAGAAGAUUUGGAAAAAGCUCAUCUUGUGGAAGUUCAAGGUCUGCAAGUACGGAUUAGAGAUUUGGAAGCUGAGGUGUUCAGACUACUGAAGCAAAAUGGGACUCAAGUUAACAAUAACAACAACAUCUUUGAAAGAAGAACAUCUCUUGGUGACGUCUCUAAAGGAGAUACCAUGGAGAAUUUGGAUGUCAAGCAGACAUCUUGUCAAGAUGGCCUAAGUCAAGACCUGAAUGAGGCUGUCCCAGAGACAGAGCGCCUGGAUUCAAAAGCACUGAAAACCCGAGCCCAGCUCUCUGUGAAGAACAGACGCCAGAGGCCCUCUAGGACAAGACUCUAUGAUAGUGUCAGUUCAACAGAUGGAGAAGACAGUCUGGAGCGAAAGCCUUCAAACAGUUUCUAUAACCACACACACAUUACCAAAUCACUUCUGCCCAAGGGUUUGAGAACUUCUCCAGAAUCAGAUUCUGGUGCUCCAUGCCUCACUCCAGUGGCUGGCAGUGUGCCCUUCUCGUCUGACCACAUAGCUGAAUUUCAAGAGGGACCACUGUGCCUGGAAAAAGAGCCUUCCUCCCUUAUUUGGGGAGACACUUCACUCUCCUCUCCUUCAAAAUCUGAUCAUGAUAUGGAAGAAUCUCCAUGCCACCAUCAAGCUGCCACCAAGAAAAUACCACAAGAAAAAGAUGGUGCCAAAGGUCCCAAAUCACUAAGGGCAUCCAGUUCACUGGUGGUACAAGGAGGAAAAAUUAAGCGCAAGUUUGUGGAUCUGGGGGCACCUUUGCGAAGGAAUUCCAACAAGGGAAAGAAAUGGAAAGAAAAGGAAAAAGAAGCCAAUAGGUUUUCUCCAGGUAGCAGGAUCUUCAGAGGCAGGCUGGAACACUGGAAACCCAAGCCGUCUCCCGUGCCUCACGCCUCCACCCGCUCGCCGUGCAUGCCUUUCUCGUGGUUUAAUGAGAGCCGAAAAGGAUCCUAUUCCUUCAGGGACCUGCCUUCACCUACAAGUCCCCUUCAGCCUUCUCCUGAAACUCUAAUUUCAGAUAAAAAGGGGUCCAAGAAUUUUACCUUCAACGAUGACUUCAGUCCCAGUAGUACCAGUUCAGCAGACCUUAGUGGCCUGGGAGCAGAACCCAAAACACCGGGGCUCUCUCAGUCCUUAGCACUGUCGUCAGAUGAGAGCCUGGAUAUGAUAGAUGACGAGAUCCUUGAUGAUGGACAGUCUCCCAAACACAGUCAGUGUCAGAAUCGGGCCGUUCAUGAAUGGAGCGUGCAGCAGGUUUCUCACUGGCUAAUGAGCCUAAAUCUGGAGCAGUAUGUAUCUGAAUUCAGUGCCCAAAACAUCACUGGCGAGCAACUCCUGCAGUUGGAUGGAAAUAAACUUAAGGCUCUGGGAAUGACGUCAUCCCAGGACCGAGCAGUGGUCAAAAAAAAACUCAAGGAAAUGAAGGUAUCUCUAGAGAAGGCUCGGAAGGCUCAAGAGAAGAUGGAAAAACAGAGAGAAAAGCUGAGGAGGAAGGAACAAGAGCAGAUGCAGAGGAAGUCUAAAAAGACAGAAAAGAUGACCGCUGCAUCGGAGGGCGCUGGUGAACAGUAACACACACCCCCUCGCACACGGCUCUCCCCCCUUCCCACCCUGCUCUCCUCCCCGCGGACGAAGGAACUGAUGGAAGGGGUAACGUGCUCUAGGCCGACUGGGGAACUGCUUGUGGCAAAACUGCAUUUUCUGCAAUAAUGGAAUGCACUUUUAAUUUUCACCUCCUGAAAUAAUCCCAAGCCACCUUUGUUUAUUACCAAACCAAGGAUCUCGUUUGUGAAAGCUGCAGAAUAGCUGUGUUUCUCUCUUCUCAUACUUACCAGCCCCUUGUGGGGGAACCAGGGUCACCCUGCCCGAGAAAAGCAUGCCUUGCCCCGGUGGUGGUAGUGGGGCGCCACGGCUUUUCAGUCCGGGAACCCUGAAGCUGGGCAAUGGCACGUAUCUGCAUGGCCGAGAGCGCCGCUCUGCCGUGAGAUCGGGGCUCCAGAGUACUCCUGUGUGUGGGAGAGCUUCUCCCCUCGCGUUUGUGUCUGGACAGUGAGACAACCCCACUGUAGGAACACGGGUGCCCCGCCACAUAAUUAUGUACGGCAGCAAAAGGCAAGCGAACUCUUCUGCUCGCUGGGCAUCUGAAAGAGAGAAAAGAAUUUGUUAUUUGUUAACCCCAGAAGGAAGCAGAAGCCUGCAGAAUGUGGAUGUGGGUAUUACCUUGGGGUUCUGAGGGUAACAUUUAUCCUCCAGAUUGAGCUGAACACAGGAAAAAAAUCAGACGGUAAUGCAGCCCGGGAUAUGGCGAUCCGUUGUUUACUCUGCUCCCGCUGCAUGUUCAGUAGUUCACCGACACACAGAACGUAGUUCCUUUUUUCCCCAACAAAUUGAACAGGAAAUUGAUUUUUAAGGAAACCAACAUUUUCAGGUUUCCUCUCCUGGGGAAAAUUCUGGCUAGUCUUCAGCCUGACUGUGACACAAUCAGGAACUUGUCACAUAUUUUCUACUUAAGAUCUCCCAAGUGGGCUCAGUUAGUGUUUUAACAAAUGUACUUUUAAGAAAAAUAGGAAUACUGGUUAGAGAAAAUUUAGAUUUGAGUAACACGCAACCAGAGAAGCAAUUUUAUUGAGCACACGGAAUGUUCCCGUAAAGGAGAGCUGACAGUUGGAUUUUAGAGAUGUUUUGAAUGGUUUUUCUGAGCCAUUCUCUUUCAUUCUUCAGAGAUUUCCAUGUUACACCUAAAGCUUGUUUAAGAGAGUCCACAGGAUAUAGUCUACUAGCAGAGACAGUUAAGCUUAUUUGAAAGCCAGUAUAUGAAGGAUUUCAGUAUUUCAUCAAACCAAUUCAAGCAUGGGAGACUAGGGCAGAAGGAGGAGAAAAUAAACCCAUCUUGAGAAACUUCAAAUGCUCGGUUGUUUGUUGUUGUUGUUUUGUUUUUUAUGCUCGUGUCUCUGGUUGUCUUUGAUGCAUUGGCUAUAAAAAUGAGGUCAUCCACUUUCCAAGGGACGAGUUUCAAAAUAAGAGUUGAGGCCAGAUGAAUCUUCAACUAGUGUUUUACUUCCUUUUACUACAUGGUAGGGGGGUCUCGGUCCAUAUUGUACACUGGAAAGGUUUAUACACAGAGCUGGGGGAAGGCUUUUGAAGGUUACAGUUAACAGAUAAUGGAAAGGGGCUCCUGCCCAUCUAGCACCAUCUUGUAUUUUGGACAUUGUGACUUAUUUUUAAUUUAUUUAAUUUAUUUUAUUUUUUUUGCUUGCCUGAAUAUCUGAAAUCUGGAAUUGGCUGAACUAGAAACUUAUAAUCCUGUCUUUCCCUAAAGCCUGUUUCCUUUUUAGUGACAGAGUAUUGUCUGUUAUACUUUGAUCCUUUUGUCCCUAGUACAGAUCAUUCAUUCAUUCAGUGCUCAGAAACACUGACAUAAAGUAACAUUGUGUUUUACAGUUAUGAGAGUCACUAUGUAUGUUUUUCUGACUAUCUUCAUUUGGUGUAUGAUAAUGAGAUUGCCAUACUGGAUAUUCUAUUAAUACUUGAGAUGUGUGGUGCUUCACUAUUUAUUAAUAUGACGAGAAACAAGGAACCACUAUUCAUGAACUACAAAAUUCAGUAGAUCUUUCCUAAUACCAAAAGACUAAAUUAGUCAAAAUCUGGUAAUACUAUUGCUUGCUAUUGUAAACUUUUUGCCCUUUUUGCUUAUCUUUGGGGGGGAAAAAAAGUGAUCUGGAUCACACUGGAAGUUUUGCUCUGUAUUCAUUUUAAGAGUGGAAAUAGAGGAUGACUAUCUGAAGUUAUGUUUACACUUUGGUAAUAUUUGAAAAUGGACGUAUAUACUGGAAAUGUCUGUAAGUCUCAGUCUCUGCACAUAAUUUAUGAUCUCUAUUAUAUUGCAUUUCCUUAAAUGUCUUAGAAGUAUUGUUCUUGAACUUUAUUUGUACACUUCCAGUGAGUAGACCAAUGACCAGCUGAAAAUGUUAUAAAUCAAAUUCUUAUUCCUCAAAUCACUUAGUUUGUAUUAUAACUAUUUUUAUUUUUAAGUUAAGUUACAGUGAUUUUAGGUCUUACUGAGUUAUUUUAAUAUUACUACUUAAAACUGCUGAAAUCGUAAAAGGCACUUGAUUUGACUGUCCAGCCAAGGAUAAAAUGUAAACUGAUUGAUCAAAGAGUAUGAAAACAAAGUGCAGGACCUCAGAACUUAUGAACAUUUUGUUUCCGUAUUAUUUCUUUUCUUGACUCUAGUGCAUGAUGCCUAAUCGAGGUUCCAGUGUCUUCAACAACUCCUACUUUAAUGCUAGUGGUUUUCGGUGUCCAUACAGUUUAACGUAGACUUGUUGUUUCAUGAACCUUAAAGACUUUGCAGUUUUUUAUUUAUCAGAAAAUGAACAGAAAGGGAAUAUCUGGUUACUUUGAACUAUAUUCCCUAAAUGACAGCUCAGUAUGACUCUAAUAAUAGCCAAAUUGUUUUGGGGUAUAGGUAAUGCUUUGGGGGUGAGGCCAAGCUGUAGACGGGGAACAUUGUAUGAGCUAAAUGUCUGGGACAGAGUCUUCCAUUAAAGGACUUCAGUUUUUAUAACAGAUUACUUGAUUUAAGACCAUCUCCCUUAAAGUAACUCACAGUUUAUGCAAUAGUUUUCUCAUUCUUUUUUUUUUUUUUUUUGCCUGAUUCCAAAGUGUACUUCAGAGUGAUACAUUAGGGCAGAAACCUAAUAUUGCCCAUUUGGACACAUUGAUGAAGUCCACCAUUAAUUUCAUGACAAUAAAGCUAUCAUUCUAUGUUAUCCUCCUUUAGCUGGGGUUGACGUGGAUUUCCGGCCCUCAACAUCACUGAAGUGUUCUUACCCCCCAGUGGUUUGUGACUGCAGUAUUGUAGUGCUCAUUCCAGACUUAGCUUUGAAGGGGCAUGAAAUGGGACCACCUGUUCUGGGCUUCUUUGUUGUUGUUGCAAACAAAGUGGCAAGAGGACAAGGGAGGAACCAAAUUAACCUUUGCUGCUGCCUUUCAUCCUGUGUCAUCCCUGGCCCCAAAUUGUAAGAGGUCCCUGAAGAUUCUAAAGGGAGAUGUCCCAACAAUUCUGAAAGAAAUGUUUAUACUUUGGAGAUGUUGUAGCUCCUCAUUACAUUGACAUAUUUAAGAAUUCCCAGAUUCCAUUUGAGCAGCUAAAUGUUCUGUCCCAGUAGGGCCCUGAUGAGAGGCCUUUCACUCUGGUGGACAGUGGUCACUACAGUUCAUGUCACCUACUUAAUGCUAAGUCCUCAGUGCUUUCUGAAGGAAAGGUAAAAUGGAAAAGAAAAGCCCAGGGUUUUUGCAAAAUAUCUUUUCAAAUUUACCUUUAAUCAAGGAUCUACCCGUCUACUAUUCUGAAGCUAAACAUUGAAGGAUGAAGUCCAGAAAUAAAAUGUACAUAUUUUCCACGGAGUUGUUUUCCUUCUAAAAAUGGGGGUGGGGAGUCAAUGCUCAAAAGAAAGCCGCGGUAUAAGAAAUAUGAAUGUGUGUCAGUGACUCAUUCCUGAAAAACAGCCUGGGUAUGUAGGCAGAUUUUUGUUUUUAUAUUUGUCUUAGGUAGUUAAAGUCUCAGGAAAUUUAGUCUUGGUCCAACACACUGGGGGAAGAAAUCAUACUAGCCAGGACACCAGUAGAUUUUGAGUAACUUUGAACCCCUACCGCACCAUCGGCAGUAUAGAAGUGAUCCCACCAGCAAGUCAGAGGGCAAAGAAGCUCACAGAAUCCAUUUUCCCCUGGAGAAUAAAAGCCUCAAGUUCUGCCUUAGGGUAAACAGAGGGUCUUUCAGUGCUCUGUGGAUGUGUCGAGUGAAUGGUUGUGACUUCCAAGCUUACAUACGUGCGUGGUGUGGAUCAAGCACAGCAUGUGACCUGCUUCCAGAUCUACAGUGUGGGGAAGGACAGAAACGGGAUGAUUUCCAAUCCUUGGCCCUACCCCAACCCCAAAACUGCUAGAGAUUCAAGAAUGAAUAGGAGGUUAACGCAUAAGAGAACCAGAGGCAACUUCUCAAUAAUGUGCAUGCCACGUGUGUAGAUGUACAGAACUCCCUGUGUGUGAAUAUAUUCCUACCUUACACAUACACACACACACACACACACCCCGCAAUCACAUUGCAUAAAAAUAUAUAUAUAUUGUAUAUGGAACUUGGUAAUGUCAGUUAGGACCCUAAGCAGUAAUCAUAACCUUAUUGCCACUUUUUGUGUGUGUAUACAUUGAAUGGCUCAUAAGAUUUUGAGAGAUUUUUUUAAAGUAAGUAUUUCUACUAAAUGCACUUAUCCUUCUACAUGUUUAUAUAUUUUGGUAAAAUUGAUUUAUUAGAUACUUGGUAUUUUAGUAAGAUAAAGUUUCCUCAGAUGUUUGGUUCAUGCUUUGAUGUCAAGAUUGCACAUUGCUGAGUCGAACCUCAGAAAUGUAUGCAGCUUUGGGCAUUUUCAACUGCGGACCGCAGUUUCCUCGGCUAAAAAUUGCACCGCGUGUUCUUGUGCAUUCGCUCAUGCUCCGCAGUGACAUACUUAGUGGCUGUGAUGCUUAAGUCACCAACUACUGGCUCUCUGAUGGCACUGUUGUCAUCACAUGAUCAUUUAUUAACUUCUUUUGUGGAGUGACGGCAUGGUUAGGUCAUUGCCAAAUACAAUGCAAGUGGAUGUGAGCGUGUGAGUAUGUUGUUGGAAGGUGUACCCGUCUCUUUCUUUCAGCGGUUUUAUUCACACACCCAGGUUUUCUUUGAAGGAUUUAAUCUUUCAUCCGUGAAAGAACAAUUGGCCACAAAUAGUUACAUUACCUUGGAAAGCGGGAAUUAAUAGGCACUCCAGCUAGAUAACACCUCCCAACGACAUCAGAUGUAGUUAGUGUUUUGUAAAUCUCCUUAAAUAUUUAUAUAUAUAUAUAUAUAUACAUAUAUAUACAUAUAUGUUUUCCUUAAUAUUAUUUAUGGUCACCACUACUGCUUUUGUAUUUUUUAAUGGUGUUGCAAUUAAACCACGAGUAUGCCUGCUACUCGUCAGUAACAAAACCAGUCCGCUGAAAAAAGAAACGAGAGAGAAUGAAUUCUGUUCCAUUGUAAGAAGUUGAUUUAUUUUAACCUUUCUUUAUGUAUCGCUGCAGGAAAAGAGUUGUUUGAAAAACCAUUUUAAGUCCAAUAAGUAUGGAUAGCAUGUUAUCUGAAACUUUUAAUUUGUACAUUUUGGCGUCUGAUCAUUUGCAUGGAAGAGACAAUAGUACCAUGUCUGACUCGUUCUCUUGUGCUUGGUUAAUAUGUACUUCUCUAGAUUGUUCCGUUUCAAGCAACAUUUCUUACUCUUUGGUUUUCAGAGGCAUUCAGAGCAAACUAUCACAAUGGUCCUCUGUUUUCUGACCAAUCUAAAAAUACCUGUGAUUAAAUUUAAUUUGUCAGUGUAAAUAAAUUUCUUGCCAAUGAGUAUUAUUGUUGUUAGACAACGAAUGCAAUAAAAAGAGAAAUAUGGACAUC
This is a messenger RNA of Leptonychotes weddellii (Weddell seal), 10431 nucleotides long. Lineage: Eukaryota; Metazoa; Chordata; Mammalia; Carnivora; Phocidae. The record is from RefSeq and is a predicted model, not a curated record.